Pangasianodon hypophthalmus (striped catfish) is the source of this 1555-nucleotide messenger RNA. It is a transcript of the gene phykpl, whose product is annotated as 5-phosphohydroxy-L-lysine phospho-lyase. The coding region runs from base 82 to 1425 and encodes 447 amino acids. Gene Ontology annotation, molecular function: pyridoxal phosphate binding; transaminase activity. The transcript is spliced from 13 exons. Lineage: Eukaryota; Metazoa; Chordata; Actinopteri; Siluriformes; Pangasiidae. The record is from RefSeq and is a predicted model, not a curated record. Gene Ontology annotation, cellular component: mitochondrion.
AAGGCGAAUUUGCUGACAGUGCAGGAGUAGCAGCGCAGUUUAAUCAGCCCAGCUGAAGAAAAGUUAUGUGUAGUCGCUAUAAUGGCGCUGGAACUUUUCCACAAGGAACACACUUUGACAAUGCGCAAAAAGCUGAUUGGGCAGUCAUGCAGACUCUUUUUCUCUCAUGACCCAGUGAAAAUAGUGAGAGCACAAGGACAGUAUUUAUAUGAUGAGAACGGGACACAGUACUUAGACUGCAUUAGCAAUGUGCAGCACGUGGGUCACUGUCACCCCAGCAUCACUCAGGCAGCAGCAAAGCAAAUGGAGGUGCUUAAUGCAAACACCAGGUUUCUCCAUGAUAAUAUAAUCCAGUACGCUGAACGCCUCACAGCCACUCUACCCAAGAAGCUAUGCGUCUUCUACUUCGUCAACUCAGGCUCAGAAGCGAAUGAUCUCGCCUUGCGGCUGGCCCGUCAGUACACCCAACACGAGGAUGUUAUAGUUCUAGACCAUGCAUAUCAUGGCCAUCUUACCAGUCUUAUUGACAUAAGUCCUUACAAGUUCCGGAAGCUGGCAGGCCAAAAAGAGUGGGUUCAUGUGGCACCAAUCCCUGAUACCUACAGAGGUCUUUACCGUGCAGAUCAUCCCAACCCAGCAGAAGCCUAUGCAGAUACUGUGAAGAGUCUUAUUGAUGAAGUACAUAAGAGAGGACGCAAGAUUUCGUCUUUCUUUGUAGAGUCCUUACCCAGCGUUGCUGGACAGAUCAUGUUGCCACCUGGAUACUUUCAAAAAGUUGCACAGUAUAUCCGGGCUGCAGGAGGCGUUUUUGUAGCUGAUGAAAUUCAGACUGGCUUUGGCCGUGUAGGAAGCCACUUCUGGGCUUUUCAGCUCCAAGGCGAAGACUUCUGCCCUGACAUUGUGACUAUGGGCAAACCAAUGGGCAAUGGGCAUCCUUUGGCAUGUGUGGUUACCACAGAGGAGAUAGCUGGUGCCUUUACGGCCAAUGGCGUUGAAUAUUUCAACACUUUUGGAGGAAACCCAGUGUCCUGUGCAAUUGGCCUCGCAGUACUAGAUGUGAUUGAGAAAGAGGACCUGAGAAGUAAUGCAGUCCGUGUUGGAAAUCAUUUGAUGAAGCUCCUUCGAGAGCUCCAGGCUAAACACCCAAUUAUUGGAGAUGUACGUGGUGUAGGACUCUUUUUGGGCUUUGAACUGGUUAAAGACAGAGUAGAUUUAUCACCAGCAACAGAAGAAGCAGCACUGCUUGUUAGGAGGCUGAAAGAGAAACAUAUAUGCUUGAGCACAGAUGGACCAUGGGAGAACGUCAUCAAAUUUAAACCUCCCAUGUGUUUCAGCAUGCAGGAUGCUGAAAGGGUCACUGAACAAAUUGAUCACAUUCUCACGGAAAUUGAAGACCUGGACAACAGAAACAAACAAGAGAAAUGAACAAACAGAGGAUAUAUAAGAAGAAUCAAGGAAACACACUAACCAAAUGAAAACUGAAAUACUUAAAGAGAAAACACUUGUUUACUAUAUACACAUAUAAAUCUAAACAUCAUUUAUAAUAUACAUAAAA